AGGCGACGAAGAAGACGACGACGGCACCUUUCGGUCCUCUAUCCUCGCCAUCUUUGCGCUCUUCUUUGGGGUGGGGGGCUUCGCGAGACGAGGUGGGAUCGAGACCAAACCCGCAAGCAUUAUAGUUAUCUGCGUCCUGCGUCGAUCUUUGAACCGGGCCGCGCUUUCGUUUGGCUCGUUGAUAUGAAAAAGGAAACUCUAGGGUCUACUACUGUCGGAGCUGUUAAUGGUCGAACGACCCGUGCUCGAGUGGCGGCGCUACAUGCAUCUGAGGAAAUAAUUGCUUCAGAAUCAUCUGGGCAGUCUAAACAGCACGGUCAGGAUCGUGCUUCGCAAGAAAAGCCAAAGAGAGCAAUUUCGGAUGGGAAUGGCAGUGCUGCUAAAAAUGCAUUUGCAAAGCGAUAUAAGAAGACAGCCCUUCAAGACGUAACAAAUGUUUGCUGCAGCAGCUUACAUAAAGACUGCUUCAAUGUGACGAAAAUACUGGCUAAAAAUGGGAAAAAGGCGGGAAGAGCUCCACUCAAGGUUUCCAGAGUGUUUAAAUCAGUUUCAGUGGAAGUCUCGAAGCCUCAGUCAGAUUUAAGCGCAAAGACUACAGCUGAAAUGGUGGCCAAGGAACCGAGUUCAGAAGCAGUUCUGCAGACAAUCAAGCAGGAAGAAGAUGCAUCUUCACGGUUAUGCAGCACCGGAUGCACCAUAAUCAAUUCUCAGCUUGCAAAAGAUUGUUCCGGAACGUCUUCACAAAAUCAAGCAGAGAAAGGAAGCCUCCAUGAGAUUUCAACGAUUUCAGAGAAACCACAAGUUACCGAUAUUGAUUCUGAUAAAAAGGAUCCCCUAUUAUGCAGCCUUUAUGCCCCAGACAUCUACAGCAAUCUACGUGUUACAGAGCUUCUCAGGAGACCUUGUUGUAAUUUUAUGGACACUGUCCAGAAAGAUAUUACUCAGAGCAUGAGGGGGAUCUUGAUUGACUGGCUUGUGGAGGUUUGCGAGGAAUAUAAGUUGUACCCAGAUACACUAUAUCUCUCAGUGUAUCUGAUUGACUGGUUUCUGUCUCAAAAUUACAUUGAAAGACGGAGACUUCAGCUACUUGGCAUCACUUGCAUGCUAAUCGCUUCGAAGUAUGAAGAAAUUUGUGCUCCACGAGUUGAAGAUUUUUGCUUUAUCACUGACAAUACUUACACCAGAGAAGAGGUGCUGAAAAUGGAGGGCCAACUACUUAAUUUUUUUGGCUUCCGGAUUUUCGCGCCCACAACGAAAACUUUCCUUGGGAGAUUUAUUCGAGCAGCACAAGCAUUGUAUACGAGCCCUAGUCUUGAAUUGGAGUGCUUGGCCGACUACCUUGCAGAGCUGACAUUGGUCGAGUACGACUUCCUGAGUUUUCUCCCUUCUCUAGUUGCUGCAUCAGCUGUAUUUCUUGCUAGAUGGACGCUGGAUGACUCACGCCACCCUUGGAAUCCGACGUUGGAAUUCUAUACAUCUUAUAAGGCCUCUGACCUAAAGACUACGGUUUCUGCAUUACAAGAUCUGCAGUUGAAUGCAAAAGAAUGUCCACUAAGUUCUAUACGUAUCAAGUAUCGGCAGCAGAAGUUCAAAUCUGUGGCGCUUCUGACUUCUGCCAAAAUCCACGAAGCACUCUUCUGAAGAUGACAGUGCGGCUGACAAUGCCUAAUCCUUGCUAAUCGCUGACGGCAGCAUUUCCCUGCAUGUAUGAAGAUACGUGAGAUUCUGACUAAUCCCAGAUUCGGCGCUUUCACCAACUUGUUUCAUACAGAUUUCUGGUAUUUCCACUUCUGUUCAUACUACGUAGCGGUUACUCUUCUGGUGUACUUGUCGAUACUUUAAUUCUUUUCAGGAUGUAUAUCUGCGGGUCCUGCGAUUUCGGGAUUCAUCACCCAGUUUCACAUAAUUGCUGAUUUUUUUUUCGACUUUAGUUAAUUACUGUUGACCGUGAAAUGACCACCACGAGCUCAGUGGUUGCUACUGUAAACUAGCUGGAGAGGAUGUAUUUAGCUCAAUGUGAUCUUGAAACAAAAGUUUCAACUCUAUUGUACUCCUUUUGUAUCUAUUUGCUCAUUCAAUUCCUUUUCUGUUA
This is a messenger RNA of Syzygium oleosum, 2092 nucleotides long. RefSeq names its product cyclin-A2-3. The transcript is spliced from 12 exons. The record is from RefSeq and is a predicted model, not a curated record. Gene Ontology annotation, biological process: regulation of cyclin-dependent protein serine/threonine kinase activity; mitotic cell cycle phase transition. Gene Ontology annotation, molecular function: cyclin-dependent protein serine/threonine kinase regulator activity. Bases 184 to 1641 code for a protein of 485 amino acids. Lineage: Eukaryota; Viridiplantae; Streptophyta; Magnoliopsida; Myrtales; Myrtaceae. Gene Ontology annotation, cellular component: cyclin-dependent protein kinase holoenzyme complex; cytoplasm; nucleus.